Molecule: messenger RNA, 523 nt
Organism: Acaulospora colombiana
Lineage: Eukaryota; Fungi; Glomeromycota; Glomeromycetes; Diversisporales; Acaulosporaceae
Source: the annotation of a GenBank genome assembly
AUGUUACUUCGUUCACAGGAGACAGAUAAGGCUACUAUUGAUGUAGAAGCACAAGAGGACGGCGUUUUAGGGAAAAUCCUUGCGAAGGAAGGUGAACGUGGAAUACCUGUUGGAAAACUCAUCGCUCUUUUAGUUGAAGAGGGUGACGACAUUUCAAAUCUCGAAAUACCGAAAGACGAGGCAGUAGCCAAGCCAGCUGAACCGACCAAACCUUUGCAAUCGGAAAAGCAGUCAGAUGCACCACCUACUUCUUCUCCGGCACUGUUGAAUGAGGCUGGCGUUGAGGAUUAUAAGAAGAUCAAAGGAACCGGAGUUAGGGGGAUGCUAACCAAAGGUGACGUGCUCGCUUUCUUAGGGAAGGCGUCCAGUCCUACUGGAACCUACAAGAUGGCCCCCACCGCCAUCGGUGCUCCUGCAGCUGCCGCACCACCAGCCAAAAAGGAGCCUGUCGAUGCCUUGACUUUACGUCAAAUGAUUGUUUCUGGCUUGUCAGAGUUGUCCUCUACGAAGGCUACUCCUCAAA